AUGACAUACAGUGAGGUCUGUGUAUCCUCUCCUGGACAACUUUGCUACCGUGUGUUUGAUGACAAUGAAAGGGAGCCUGAGACCAAAUUCUGCUACAUGUGCCAGUGUUUAUUGACCUACUGGCAUCAAAAUGAUCAGACGGUCCAUUCUGUCUGCCCCCUGGGGUUCCGACGGGAGGCUACGGUUCAAGCUGAACGGCGGUCAGGGGCGGUCGGGCCUGGGGCGCAAGCCUCCGGAGCCCCCGCCGCAGGAGCCCCCGCCGGCCCAGGCCCGCGCCGCGUUUCCCGGGGCCUCCCCUCGGGUCGGGUCGGGUCGGGUCUGGCCGGGUCGGGCGGGGCGGGGCGGGGCGGGGCGCGGAGGGCGGCGGGGCGGUCCCACAGGCCGGGAGGCGGGCCUGGGCGGGGCGCGCCGUCAGCUGACUCCGCCGCCCCCGCGCUCGGCGCUUCCUCCUCGGGGUCCGGGCGGAGGUCAGGUGCGCGGGCGGCAGCUCCGCCAGACCUGGGCCGACCGGCCAUGAGGCACCGCGGGCUGGGGCUGGCGGCGCUGCUGGCGCUGCUGGCGGCGCUGGCCCCGCGCUCCUCCGCCGCGCCGGAGCCGGCCCUGUGGCCUAUGCCGCUCUCGGUGAAGACGUCUCCGCGCCUGCUGCACCUCUCCCGCGACAACUUCUCCAUCGGCUACGGCCCCUCGUCCACCGCCGGCCCCACCUGCUCCCUCCUGCAGGAAGCUUUUCGGCGAUAUCACGAAUACAUUUUUGGUUUCGACAAGAGGCAGCGUCGCCCUGCUAAACCUAAUAGUGCGAUAGAGUUACAGCAACUUCUCGUCACGGUUGUCCUGGACUCGGAGUGUGAUCUUUUCCCCAACAUCACUUCAGACGAGUCCUAUACUUUACUUGUGAAAGAACCAGUGGCUUUCCUCAAGGCCAACAGAGUUUGGGGAGUAUUACGAGGUUUAGAGACCUUUAGCCAGUUAAUUUAUCAAGAUUCUUACGGGACUUUCACCAUCAAUGAAUCCGACAUUAUUGACUCUCCAAGGUUUCCACAUAGAGGAAUUUUAAUUGAUACAGCCAGACACUUUCUGCCAGUUAAGAGCAUUCUCAAAACUCUGGAUGCCAUGGCUUUUAAUAAAUUUAAUGUUCUCCACUGGCACAUAGUUGAUGACCAGUCUUUCCCUUAUCAGAGUGUCACUUUUCCUGAGUUAAGCAACAAAGGCAGCUAUUCUCUGUCUCAUGUUUAUACACCAAACGAUGUCCAUACGGUGAUUGAAUAUGCCAGAUUACGAGGGAUUCGAGUCAUACCAGAAUUUGAUAGCCCUGGACAUACACAGUCUUGGGGAAAAGGUCAGAAAGACCUCCUGACUCCAUGUUACAAUGAACAUAAGCAGUCUGGGACCUUUGGACCUAUAAACCCUAUUCUGAAUUCAACUUAUAACUUCCUGUCUCAGUUUUUCAAAGAAGUUAGUAUGGUGUUUCCAGAUCACUUUGUUCACUUGGGAGGAGAUGAAGUGGAAUUUCAAUGUUGGGAGUCUAAUCCAGAAAUCCAGGGUUUCAUGAAGCAGAAAGGUUUUGGCAAAGAUUUUAGAAGACUAGAAUCUUUCUACCUUCAAAAGCUUUUGGGUAUUGUUUCAACUGUAAAGAAGGGAUCCAUAGUCUGGCAAGAGGUUUUUGAUGAUCACGUGAAGCUUCUGCCAGGUACAAUUGUUCAAGUGUGGAAAAAUCAAGUAUAUACUGAGGAACUACGUGAAGUCACAGCAGCUGGCUUCCCUGUGAUACUUUCUGCUCCUUGGUACUUAGAUUGGAUUAGUUAUGGACAAGACUGGAGAAAUUACUAUAAAGUGGACCCUCUUCAUUUUGAUGGUUCUCAAGAACAGAAAAAACUUGUCAUUGGUGGAGAAGCUUGUCUGUGGGGAGAAUUUGUGGAUGCAACUAACCUUACUCCAAGAUUAUGGCCUCGGGCAAGUGCCGUUGGUGAAAGACUCUGGAGUCCAGAAGACAUCACGAGUGUAGGGAAUGCCUACAACAGACUGACAGUUCACCGCUGCAGAAUGGUCAGACGGGGAAUAUCUGCAGAACCUCUUUUUACUGGAUAUUGUGACUAUGAAUACAAAACAUAAAAAUGAGCCUAAACAAAGAAGAGGAGGGGACAAAACCUACAGCAGUCUGUACUACAAUCAAAUUGAUUUUGAAAUCAUGGAAAUUAAGAUUUAGUGCACUGUUUUAAAUAAAAGAUGUAUCUUUUUUAAAAUGGGACCUCUAUCUGAUUAUAGAAUGGGCAACUCCAGUACCACUGUCACUUUAGUUAGUUCAGUAAAGCAAUAAAAAUUCUUCUUACUGAAACUGCAGUUGA
Molecule: messenger RNA, 2342 nt
Organism: Felis catus (domestic cat)
Lineage: Eukaryota; Metazoa; Chordata; Mammalia; Carnivora; Felidae
Gene: HEXB
Product: hexosaminidase subunit beta
Exons: 15
Coding region: 1-2109 (702 amino acids)
Biological process (GO): ganglioside catabolic process; glycosaminoglycan metabolic process; carbohydrate metabolic process
Cellular component (GO): membrane
Molecular function (GO): beta-N-acetylhexosaminidase activity
Source: RefSeq, a predicted model, not a curated record